AUGAGCGUUCGAAAGAUGGGAUGGUUUGGGGGCUCGCCUUCUAAAAUAUCCGCUGUAUCAGAAGUUCAACACGAAAGCCAGGCACCUCUUCAACUUCUUGAGGAUUUGCCUCCGAAAUUCGAAGAUAAGGAGCCCGCUCAUGAAUCUCAAACUACGUUCGUGAAUGCGUUGCAGAAGUUUCUGUUGAAUGAUUUAACAAUCGACCACUAUGUCAGCAUGCCAUGCUUCCGCGAGGCCAUGCUCACUGGAUUUCAGUCUAUGGGAGUUCUUGGAACUGUCACUUUCCUAAUUCACAAAAGCCCUUCUCGGUCCGUCCACUGGGGUGUAUGUGGAUUUUUCCUUGGAAGUGUUGUAGGAUGGGAACAAUGUCGUUCCAUAAGAAGGAGGUCUUUCCAAACUGUGGAGGCUGCUAAGCAAGCAAAUCAGGAUAAAUUACGGAAGAGAUUAGAGCAGAGGCAAGACAGUGAUCACUCAUUGGAGAGUUUCAAUCAAGUUCUGUCGAAAGAGAAAGAGAAUUGA
Sungouiella intermedia is the source of this 519-nucleotide messenger RNA. The record is from the annotation of a GenBank genome assembly. Lineage: Eukaryota; Fungi; Ascomycota; Pichiomycetes; Serinales; Metschnikowiaceae.